This is a messenger RNA of Lachancea meyersii CBS 8951, 3906 nucleotides long. NCBI's taxonomy places the organism in Eukaryota, Fungi, Ascomycota, Saccharomycetes, Saccharomycetales, Saccharomycetaceae. The record is from the annotation of a GenBank genome assembly.
AUGGCACAGGACUGGGAGUCUGUUACAAACGGACACCAAAUCUAUUGCGAAAUAUUCGGCGUAGAGCGGCCAACCCAUGGCAGUAAAGGUGGUCAAGAUGCCCACAAACAGCAGAUCUCGGUUCCGGAUCGGUUCGAACAGAUUGAUUUGCUGCAGAAUGCGAUUCUAGGCGAUAUACAAGACGAUAUGAUUCCAACGGAGGCGCAGAAUUACAUUUUAGCGCAACAUGCCGAUCUACUGUCUGUAUCGGACACGCAGAGUUUGUCCAGCAACGACGACGGUUCGAUCACUGUCGAAACCGGUUCUCGCAGACCAGCGGCAGUCCCACCUCAGGAAGGCCGGCCACUAAGGCCGGAUCAGCUCUCAAUGCCACCAUCGGCGCAAGAGUCACAACAACCUGCCCUUAAGCUGGCACAGGAACAUGCGCGGCCGCUCCCACCUCCGUUGGAUACCUCAGUGCUCGGUCCCAGAUUGGGGCCUCACAAGUCUGUGGCAACUUCACAGCCGACUAAUUAUUCGCCACAGAGGUCCCACGGCGAUGCUCCUAAACUCAAGUCGUCCUUCAGCCAGCUUUCGAUGGGCGCUACACACGCACAUCCCAAAAAACAGGUUCUCAGUCAUCCUUCUAGCUCCAACUUAGCGGCAGGGGGUCCCAAAAAGUCUCCCCUACAGAGUUUCGGCUUUUUCUCAAGACCGGGCUCCAAGGACUGUCUCGCAGACAAUCAUCACCCAAACGCAAUGAAUUCAGUUCCAGCUGCCGGGUAUAACAACAGCCCAACAUCAAGAUCCAUGUCCUUCACUUCCUCAUCUCUCAAGAAUUUUGCAAGUUCCCUUCAGCAUAAGACCUCGAGUGGUCGGACCGUUUCACAAAAACACCACGCAUCAUCCAAUCCAUUUUACGAGACUCAAUAUCAAAACCAAGUCUACCAUCCGCAUCAUCCUUCUGCCACAACCCAGUCAACAAUGGGCUUGGGCCUCAAAACCAGAAGCUCAUCUGCAUCGCUUAAUAGUUCUCAAACGAACCAAAAUACCAGAAAAAUGAACUCUGGUUCAUCCUUGCAUUUUCAUCGGAAAAGCAGCGCAUCCUUGCAUUCCAAGCCAAUUUUGAGUACAACUUCCAUGAAGAGGCCGCAAGUUUAUCCUGCUAUGCUAUCUCGAGUUGCCACUAGAUUCAAGAAAUCCGUGCAAUUAGGGGAAUACAAAAAAGAUGGUCUUCUAUACAGAGACACAUUCACGGGUCAACAAGCCGUGGAUGUCAUAUGCUCGAUCGUUAGGACAUCUGAUCGAAACCUGGCCCUACUUUUAGGUAGAGCUCUCGAUGCCCAAAAGUUAUUUCAUGACGUUGUCUAUGAACACAGGCUCCGAGACUCUCCUAACGAAGUUUAUGAGUUUACUGGUAACUCACGCAUCAUUGGUGGAGGAUCGACUGGUAUGAUUCCAGCGUCCUCCCAAGACCCACUUUUAAGGGGGUCACAUCAUAUCCAUAUGUCCUCUCAUGCAUCGAAAUCGACACUCGCAACCUCCGUCUCAACUAAUUCUGUUGCCAGUGAAGCUUUCGAGAAACAAAUGGACCCUGCCAAAAUGCACCAAGUCAACGGUGUUUUCACUUUACUUGCGGAAUGUUACGUGCCAACUUGCUCUCGCAAUAAGCUUUGUUACUCCAUUUCAUGCCCCCGCCGUCUCGAGCAGCAAGCUCGACUCAACUUGAAACCAAACUCCGGCCUGAAACGCAACAUUUCGAUGGCCGUUGAUGACGAAGAAGAGGAGAAACCAUCAUGGACAAGUUCCGUUCCUAAGGAAGUAUGGUCAUCACUUUCGAAGAAAGAGAUCAAAAGACAAGAGGCAAUAUAUGAGGUCUUUAUCACGGAAAAGAACUUUGUUAAGUCUCUAGAAGUCAUCAGAGACACAUUCAUGAAAUCGUUAGCUGAGACAAAUAUCAUCGCAGCAGACAUUAGGAAAAACUUCCUCAAACAUGUCUUUGCGCAUGUGAACGAUAUCUAUUCCGUCAAUAGACGUUUCCUGGAUGGUUUAAGUGAUAGGCAAAAAUCUUCCCCGAUCGUUGAAGGCAUUGGUGAUCUUUUCUUAAGAUUUAUUCCAUUUUUUGAACCAUUUGUGAUGUACGUUGCAUCGAGACCAUAUGCAAAGUAUCUUAUAGAAACACAAAGAUCGGUCAAUCCUUAUUUCGCUAGAUUCGACGAGGAUUUAAUGAACUCGUCGCUAAGGCAUGGGAUAGACUCCUUUUUAUCACAGGGUGUGUCAAGACCGGGUCGUUAUAUCCUAUUGGUGCGGGAGAUCAUCAAAUCGUCUGAUCCUGACAAAAACAAGCGAGAUUUAGAAAAUCUGAACAAAGCUCUAGAGGCGCUCCGAGAGUUCAUGACUAGAAUUGAUCGCGCGAGUGGUGCUUCUCAGGAUAGACAUGAUAUCGAGCUUUUAAAGCAAAAGAUUCUAUUCAAGAACGAGUACGUGAAUCUGGGGCUCAACGACGGUAAACGCAAAAUAAAACAUGAGGGUAUCCUUUCAAGAAAGGAGCUGACGAAAUCGGACAGUACCCUUGGCGGCGAUAUCCAAUUUUAUUUGUUAGAUAAUAUGCUGUUAUUUCUCAAAGCCAAGGCAGUAAACAAGUGGCAACAGCAUAAGGUCUUUCAGAGACCAAUUCCACUCCCCCUCUUGUUUGCAUGUGCUGCUGAAGACUUACCACCCAUCAGGAAGUACAUCAACCUUUCGCCUGAAAGUUCGGGGACAGUCAUUCCAAUUGAGGGACACUACAGCAACCCUAGAAAUGCAAUCACCUUCCUGUACUACGGCGCAAAACACAAGUACCAAGUUACACUGUACGCCGCGCAAUACGCGGCGAUGCAAACACUUUUGGAAAAAAUCAAACAAGAGCAGGCUCUGUUGCAGGCUUCGAACGACAUUUUCAACGUCACCAAGGUCAGUAGUAGGUUUUUUGACUUCAGCAAUAAAAUCAAUAGCGUCGCUUCGUGUGAUGGCGGGCGGAAGCUUUUGAUCGCCACUAACCUUGGGUUGUACAUCAGUGACACCAAACGGGAAGUGUCUCCUCACGGUCACGAGGCUACGACCUAUUUCGCCACGCCAGUUCGGAUACUUUACAAGAGCAUAAGCCAGGUUGCUGUGCUGGAGGAGUUUCAAUCGGUGUUGGUGUUGAUGGACAAAAAACUGUACAGUUGUCCGCUGGCGUUGCUGAAGGAACAAAAAGACGGCACUCAGUAUUUUAAGAAGCACGCGAAGGAACUUGUUAACCAUGUUAACUUCUUUUCAGAGGGUGAUUGCGACGGGAAACGCUUGGUGGUGACGGCACACAGUUCUUCUCACUCCAUCAAGUACUUCGAGCACGACCAUCCUAUGUUGGCAGAGGGCAAGAAAAACGUGAAGCGCAAGAUCAAUGAGAUUGUGUUUGAGUCAGAGCCCGUUUCCAUAUCUUUUCUCAAGACCAACUUGUGCAUCGGCUGCAAAAAGGGUUUCCAGAUCGUGUCGGUGUCACAGAACGUGCAUGAGCCGCUUCUGGAUCCUGCCGACACUUCUCUAGAGUUUGCUUUCAAAGACGUACUGAAGCCACUCUCGAUAUAUCGUGUGGGAGCGUCCAUGUUUCUGCUGUGCUAUUCGGAGUUUGCAUUUUUCGUGAAUAGUCAAGGCUGGCGUAAAAAGGAAUCCUACGUUAUUCACUGGGAGGGAGAGCCUCAGAAAUUUACCAUAUGGUACCCGUACAUUUUGGCCUUUGACGCCAACUUCAUUGAGAUUCGCAAGAUUGACACUGGUGAACUCGUGAGGUGUGUUUUGGGCGACAAAAUCCGUCUGUUGCAAGCCACGUCCCAGCAAAUUCUAUACGCCUACGAAGACGAAAACGGCUACGACACAGUGGUGUCUCUCGAUUUCUGGAGCAAGUAA